UACGCCUAUGGUGCAGUGUUCCAUGUCCGCUCUGCUAACUGUGCCACUCAUACAUUUAGAUUUUUACGUUUUGCGUCAAAAACCAGACAGUGCUUAUCUGAGUUCCUAUCUGAAGACGUUGUUUUGUUGGUCGCUUACUCUCUAGCUCUUGUAGGAUCUUGGUCGGAUAUGGUUUUUUCCCCAAACCGCAGCUCGGACAUAUUAUCAACAAUUGUGCAUGAUGGUGUAUUGCCAGUGUAAUUUAAGUUCAUGAUGUGAAUCAAAUCUGUACAGUUUGAGUUCAGUUCUUCCAGCGAUGGCCAGGUUUAGUGUUAGUUCCAUGUUUUCUACUAGUGUUUUAAUGACUUUAUUGUGCUUGGUCCAGAAAGGGCACUUUCUGGCGCAUUUCCGAAAAGGACCAAAUUCUGUGACGAGAGCAGUAUCAAUAUCACAGUCACCGAUAUACCACGAACAGUAUUUAGAAUGUCGAAAUCAAAUAUGUGAGAGGGCCGACGACUAUCCGGAGAAAGAAAUAUUACGUAUAAUGCAAGAUACAGAACACAUAGAAGGAUUUUUUGGAUAUAUCUUAAAUUCCACUACGACCAGAGCCACGAUUAAUAUACAUACCAGGUUUGGUAGCGGAAAGGGCGAAAGGUUAUGUCAAAUAGGAUACAACGGUACUUUUACCCCAAGAGUGCUAAGGAAUGUUGGACUACAAUGGAAAUACGUUGUUAAUGUAGAAGGAUAUCAUCAACGGUUUACUUCAGAAAUUUGCAAGUAUCCACAUGGCAGUACAGAUCCAGGAGUGACGGAUCAACACUGCACGACAUUCGGCUACAACUGCAAACAGACUUUCACAGAAGUCUAUCUGCUCACCUACGAAGAUUACCUCAUCGAUUUCGAUAAAUUCAUGAUACCUACUAAAUGCACCUGCGAUUGUGAUUCCUAAAUAUUCCUAUAGGCUAUUGAUUCUGUACUUUAUUAGAAAGAAACUACACGGUUAUAGGUGUUUUAUUGUUUCAUGUAGUAAAUGGACCCCCAACUCAGAAAAAAUCGCGAAAUUUAAAGGAGUGCAUUCUGAGAACGGAGUUGUAACAAAAAUAAUAUUGAACAACCCUGCCGGAGGAAAUGUCAACGGACAACGCCCCACGUUGGGCGCCAAAUUAUAAGGAAAAGGGGGUAGUAGGUACAUGAGUAUAAGGGUUUAUUUCGGGUGUCUCGUACUUCUAACUUCAACUGCACUGUAACUGCAAGACUGCAACUCUAGGUUGAAACAAAUAAAAGUAGCACAUUACUGUGUGUUGUAUAUUAAUUGCCAAAAGAACAAAUACAAGUCAACUAAAUCAUAACUUUAUCGUUGAAGGCUGGAUGAGGAAUAGCGGGAAAUGUCUCUCUGUGACAGCCGUUGACAGGUUCCUACGUCAGUGGGCGACAGGGUUGCCAAAUAUAAUUUUUGUUACAGAGGGAAUUAGUUACUAUGCACUGGGGAGCAUUAGGGUGAUUUAUAUAGUAUACACUUUUAGUAUAAAAAUAAAUGAUUUAAAAAAAUUAUAUUAUAAAAACAAAGCAAAAGGAUGCAACAAAAUCAACGCGAUUUUUUUGCCCCAUAACUAUUUUUCAAGGUGGUAUAGGUGCUAGCAUUGCUUCACAAAAAAAUAUGUCUAUCCUUUUUCUUAAGUCUGACGGUUUAUUAGAAGCCCUAGAGUUUAUAGUACAGCCAAACCCGCUUAUUAGAAUACCUCUUAAAGGAAUAUCCCGGUUAAAGGAAUAGAAAUUUGAGGUCCCGAAACGUUUCUACUACCGACUAAUCAUCGGUUAUUAGAAUAUCCCGGUUAUAGGAAUACUUCUGAUUGGCACGAAGGCUAUUCCAAUAAGCGGGUUCGACUGUAUAAGAGAUCUGAUUUUCAAAGUUCGCCGUUCCCAGCAUUUUUGGGUAACUUUUCCUAUUUUUUCUCAAACAUUUCUCUAAAAAUUUUGGAAUUUUGACACGCUGAAUAGGCAGGAAGUGCGGUGCAAAUUAUAGGCCUCCCCAUGUCUCCUUUUAUUCAGCAUUCGUUUGGUUUGCAAGUCAUAGAAAUCACGAAGGCGUAACUAGAAACUUGGUCUCAUUAGAGAUUUUAUUUCUCCGGAAAUAAAACUUCGAAUUGUUUUAAACAGAUGUCGCUGUAUGUUUUAAACAGAUAUAUCGAAUUAUUAUGUCGUGAUUCGGUACUGAUACGAUACGUGGUUGGUUUCGGUUCGUUCAGAGAUAGCCAUAUAUACAGUCUCUGAAGAUCUCUAAUGAUUUACAACCAAUAAGGGUAUUUAUGGCGCUAUAAGACGUAUUAUACUGAAAUAUAAUACGUCUCUUGCAGAAUGUAGUUCUUCAAAAUCUUCUGCUUUUAACGAUUUUCAUUAGUGUUUACGUCUAUUUUUUAAAUUCCUGCUUCUAACUUCGUUCUUUGCACAUUUAGGUAAAUAGCUACAUUGGUAAAUAAGAAAGAACGCUUAUUUUCUAUAAUUGAAAAUGGUCUAUUUUAAAAGAUUCUGGAACUAACUAUAACUUCUUAUUCUUAUACAUUGCCGUAACACAAAAAUAUCCAUAAAGUCAGUAAAAAUAGUUACAAGCAGUGGCGACGCGUGACUUUUUCUAAAGUGUUACCAAAACCAGAUGCAAAAAAUCUUAUUUAAAAAAAUGAAGAUAUGGCUAAAGCUUCAAUAAUAUCAUUUUGUUCAUCACUUGAAACUCUCGAAAAAACAGUUGAUGUUUCUAGAUGUUGGCAAAAUGUUUGACCUUUUUUGGUAACGUGUAACAAAGUAUAAUAAAGUGCAACUGAGUCACAUAAACUCGCCAAUAUUUUCGUGUGUCUACGAGUAGUUGGCUAUUUACUGAAUUAGGUACUAUUAACACAUAAUAUAUAAUUCUAUUGGUAAAAAUAUAAAUGGAAUUAUUUCACAGUAGUCAUAAAAUACAUAAAAUAUUUAUUUGCAAGAUUUUUAAAUGUUACCAAUGGUAAGAGUGGUUACAUGGACGCUUCGCCAGUGGUUGCAAGCAUCACAUUUUGAUGAACCAUAAUAUCUUGGAUACCUUUAGCCCUAGAAACAUUUACACUAAAUAUAGCAUUUUAAAGUACAGAAAAUAAGAUUUCUCACUUAUUUAACAAUGUAUGGUACCUAAAUGAACAAGGAACGAAAUUAAAACAAGAAAUUUAAAAAAUAGCCGUAAAGGUUACCAAAAAUCGUCCUUUUUCUUUUUCAUGUGCCAUCAUCAUGGUAAUUAGCACUUUCGAUACUGCUGCUUUAAAGAGAUCAGCAUAAGUGCAGUUAAACAAAGCUCUCAAAUUGUUUAACCAGGAGAUGCCUCUUCUUCCAAUCGUUGAAAGUAGACAACGUUGGAGAACCAUAUCGUUCUAGAAUCAUUUACGAUAUACCAUUUUAAAAGUAAUUAAUUUUUCGUUCUAUUAAACGACCAUCAUUACAUAUAGGUACCUAACUAAAGCUGCGUAAAAAAUAUAUAACAAAUGUUUUACGAAAAAAUAGGGAAAACGGCCUUAAAUGGAGUGAGUGGGAGAUUAGAAAAAUUGUAUCUCGAACACUUUGAAUCCUGAAGAGUUUUACCAACCGUCGUUUUGAACAAAAAGAAGUUUUUUUUUGUGAAGCGAUCUUGGUAUCUCUGUAACACUCCGAGGUUUUUUCAUAUUUGGACAUUUCAUAUUUGACCAUGAAACAAUAGAACUCCUUUAAUGUUCUGGUUCGUUUUAGUCCUCUUGUUACUAACAUAAUCAAUAGCCUACAAAGUAGAUUAACCGAACAAAUUAGAUGUAAAGAUAUAAACGAUUGUUUUAUCGGUCUUUAUUUUUUUUUGUGCGGUAGAUUUACUUAGUUGAUGUAAAAUGUUGUCGACUUCAAGGACAUUUAAGUCAUUAUCCGUUAUUAACAUUCCGCAAAAAGACUCGAUUAGACUUCUUCAAGAUCAAAUGAAAAACUUUUUAAAAUUAGUCAAUAUUUAUUCAAAACUAUUAGUAAUGAUAUAUUAUUAUUUUUGAUAACUAAUUGCUGAUUUUUAUAGAGACAAUAACAAAGUAGCUCAAAAGAAUAGGUUCUUGAAUGAUAGGAUCUUAAUGUGAUAAUUCAUUUUUGGGUGUUAAAGGUGCAUUAUGCACCUUGUUAUAUACAGGGUGUAUGAAAAGAAGCGGGAAAAUACGUUUUCAAUAUUUUUCAAAAAUCUAUUGAAUUACACCAAACACUACCCUCCAGCCUCACCCCCUACAACGGGUAAGGGUAACUUUAAAAUGUUAAAUAGGAAACCCCAUUUUUUUCUUGCAGAUUUGGAUUUCUCAUAAAAAAAUACACAAAAAAAUAAGUAAAUUUUGUCUCGAACUUCUUUCUCGUUAUUGAUAGAUUGCGCUAUAAUUGGAAAAAACCACUCACCGUCAUACCACAGGUAAAUUAUAGAAACGAUCUAAUAUCUCGAGAUAAUAGACCUUUUUCAUAAUUUUCCUAUGGUAUACCUAAGCAUAAAAUAGCACCAUCUAUAAAUAUUUCGAAAAAAUGGGUCUUCUUGUUUAAAUUAUAAAGUUGUACCCCACCCAAAUACACUUGUUUUUGAGUUUUUCGAUCUAAUGUUCGUUUCGCGAAAUAUUCGACGUUCUCUCUUCUUUUCACAGACCCUAUAUAUUUUGAAUAUAAUUGUAUAUUAUUAUAGUUUAAUGUUAUAUUUAUGAAUUUACUGUAUCUGAAAUAUAUGGUAUUUUUACUACAAAAGCAAGAUUACGUAGGUCAAAAUUUCUGACGUAAAAGCACUGUCAAAACAUUAGGAUGUGACUUUUGAUCAUGGCCACGUUAAUGUCAUUACUUGUCAGAUACAGUCGAACCCGCUUAUUAGAAUACCUGUUAAAGGAAUAUCCCGCUUUAAGGAAUAGAAACUCGAGGUCCCGGAACGUUUUUUCUGGCCACCAAUGAUCGGUUAUUAGAAUAUCUCGGUUAUAGGAAUACUUUUGUUUGGCACGAAGGCUAUUCCAAUAAGCGGGUUCGACUGUAUUUCCUUUGUUUUUGUUUACUAUACGCUGUGAGCUCGCACGUAGAGGGGAUAUUUACAAAUUCGCGAGCGCCAGUAGUGACAAGUCUGCAAACGUUUACCGGAAAUUUGACAUAAAUGUCAAAGUGAUUAAUUUAAAAUUAAAUUUAAAAACAUUAAUGAUAAAAAAUAUUAGUUGGUCAAAGCUGUGGUAUAUAUUUUUACAUUAAAUAUACUUACGUUUUAAAUACUGAAUUUAAGUUUUUUUAAUGUUCCGUAAUAUGUAAUUAUAAAUUAAUGUAUUAAUCUUAGCGCCAUCUACACGAUAAUUGUGAAAGUAUCCGAAGUAAGAAAUUCAUAUUUUAUCAAUAGAACGUCAAAAUGAUUAGCAAAAUCUUAAAAAAAAUCGAUUACAAUUUAAUUACUUUUUUGCGUUGUAAAUAUUAAGCGAUAACAAUUAAAUAAUAAAUUUAAAAAUUACCGGUGAAAGUUGAAUUAGUAAUCCGCCAGUAGCGACACCAGCGAAGCUCAGAGCGUAUAAAAAUAAUAUCUAUAAUUCUUUAUUCUAAUUAAUGAUGUCAAUCGGAUUUCAUCAAUUGCCGAAAUAUAUUAAUCAUAUGCCAAAAUAUUUGUUAAUGUUAACGAAAAUAAUGAUAUUCCUUAACAUCAACUCUAGAAUUAAAAUUUGUGUAACACAGCUAAAAUACGACAACCAACACGGAACUGCCUGAUCUUGUAUAUAAUAAGCGUCCACAUGGUAUUUUAAUAAAAAAAAACGUAAUCGCGAUCACAUUGAGAAUUUUAGAAUUAUAUUAAUUAAAUAACCAAAAUUAUUUAUUAUUAAUAUGACAGAAGCUCGAAACAAAUGACUAUGAAUGAAAAGCCCUAUAAUAUAAAUUUUCUAAAACAAUUAUUUAAGUUCAAUAUUCCAAAAAAUAAUAAUUUUAGUUAAAUAUUUUAGACAUUCGUACACCACUCAUAAGUUCAUUCAAAGGCAAAUGACAGUUCAGUGUUGCUGGUUGCGAUCAAUUAUGCUGUGAGCUGUGAAAUAAUCUAUUUUAAUGAUUAUACCUGCACUAUGAUAAUAUUGUUGCUAAUUAAUAUAUUUCGGCAAGUAAUGAAAACCAACUGACAUCAUUUAUUAGAAUAAAUAAUUAUAGAUAUUAUUUUUAUAGUAAACAAAAACAAAGAAAAAUAUCUCUGACAAGUAGGUAAUGACAUAAACGUGGCCAUGAUGAAAAGUCACAUUCUAAUGUUUUGACAGUGCUCAUACGUCAAAAAUUUUGACCUACGUAAUCUUGCCUUUGUAGUAAAAAUACUAUACACACUGUGACAUUGCAAAUACAAAGCUCAUUAGAUAUAAGCAUUUUUUAUACAUUUUUAUACACGAUGUUAUAUACAGGACUGUCUCUCAUAGCAAUACAUUUAAUAGAGCCAAACCCUCUCAAAAAAUUUUAAUGUAAGAUCUCCUAAGAGAUCUUUUUUCCGCAAAAUAUUUCAAGAUCUCCUAAAAUCAAGAUCUCUUUUAUUCUCCUUACCUUAAGAUAUAAAGUAAUAUUUUUGAGGCGCUCAGAGCAAUAGUGGCCUAACCCCAAAAACGAAGUUUUGAGAUAAAUGCAAUCUUUGCAUUCCUAUUUCCAUUAUGCUUAUGGGAUGGCGCUACAAAUUAGGUAGCGCCAUUUAGCCAAAUAUAGAAGUAGGUUGUGUAGACCCUUGUUAAUCCGAAGAUUUAAUAUUGAUAUAUUAAUCUAAAAAUGCUCAAUUUGUGGCUUAGGCCACUGUUGGUCUGAGCGCCUUAUUUAUAGGCUGAUAUAAUGUACAGCGAUAGUAACAAUGUUAUUCGGCUCUCAAUAGGUUUAUACCUCAUGAAAAAAAGAUACGUGCGUGUCAAAUUGUACAUAUAGUGUAAUUUGUAUUCUAUGAUAUUAAUUUUAUUUUAAUAAAGUUUUAUCUUAAAUUA
Messenger RNA from Diabrotica virgifera virgifera (western corn rootworm), 6935 nucleotides. RefSeq lists its product as uncharacterized. The transcript has 5 exons. The record is from RefSeq and is a predicted model, not a curated record. Gene Ontology annotation, molecular function: Toll binding; growth factor activity. Gene Ontology annotation, cellular component: extracellular region. The coding region runs from base 296 to 928 and encodes 210 amino acids. Gene Ontology annotation, biological process: innate immune response; regulation of Toll signaling pathway; central nervous system formation. NCBI's taxonomy places the organism in Eukaryota, Metazoa, Arthropoda, Insecta, Coleoptera, Chrysomelidae.